Gigantopelta aegis is the source of this 2496-nucleotide messenger RNA. RefSeq names its product glycine-rich protein DOT1-like. The coding region runs from base 194 to 1168 and encodes 324 amino acids. The record is from RefSeq and is a predicted model, not a curated record. The transcript has 4 exons. Lineage: Eukaryota; Metazoa; Mollusca; Gastropoda; Neomphalida; Peltospiridae.
GACGCAAAAAUCCGGCAAGCGGACUAUAUAUAUUGAGCCGCAUACCAGUCUACGGUCAGUUGAAACGAGGCGGUGUUACCAGUCUACGUUCUCUUGGAAAAUCGACUCAGUCUUUCAAAUAUGUGGAUCUUCAGAUUCGAGUGUGUGCUGCUUCUCGCUGUUCUAGCACUAACUUCGGUGUUAUCCAGGAGCCAUGGCGGUGCACAUGGGGGAGGGCACGGAGGAGGCGGUCAUGGCGGCGGACCGCCCUCACACGGGGAAGGGCACGGAGGAGGCGGUCAUGGCGGCGGACCACCCUCACACGGGGGAGGGCACGGAGGGGGCGGACCGCCAGCCCACGGAGGAGGAGGGCACGGAGCUGGAGCACGUGGUGGUGGACGCGGCGGAGGACACGGGGGCGGACACGGAGGAGGGGGGCACGGUGGCGGAGAACACGGAGGCGGACAUGGAGGAGGGGGGAAUGGAGGAGGAGGACACGGGGGCGGACCCGGAGGAGGAGGACACGGGGGCGGACCCGGAGGAGGAGGACACGGGGGCGGAGAACACGGAGGCGGACAUGGAGGAGGGGGGACACGGGGGCGGAGAACACGGAGGAGAGGGACACGGGGGCGGAGAACACGGGGGCGGACAAGGAGGUGGAAAACAUGUUGCAAUAGAGUGCGCCGGAAGUGGGGAAGUCGGCGGCGGAGAAGGAGGUAGCCAUGGGGAGGGUGGCGGUGGGAGCGGUGGCCACGGAGAGGGUGGCGGUGGAAGCGGUGGCCACGGAGAAGGUGGCGGUGGGAGCGAAGAGGGUGGCCACGGAGAGGGUGGCCACGGAGAGGGUGGCCACGGAAUGGGUGGCGGUGGCCAAGGAGAAGGUGGCGGUGGCCACGGAGAAGGUGGCGGUGGGGGCGGAGAGGGUGGCCACGGAGAGGGUGGCCACGGAAUGGGUGGCGGUGGGGGCGGUGGCCACGGAAAAGGUGGCGGUGGGGGCGGUGGCCACGGAGAGGGUGGCCACGGAAAGGCUGGCCACGGAAAGGCUGGCCACGGAAAGGGUGGUCACGGAAAGAGUGGUCACGGAAAGAGUGGUCACGGAAAGAGUGGUCACGGAAAGAGUGGCGGCAGGAAGGGCGGUCAUCGAGCGGGUGGCCUUCAAAAGGACGGUGGUGAUAGCAGCGAAGAGAAGUAGUCCCGGAGAAGAAUGCGUAUGCAUCUAACCGCAUCACACCUCAAAGGAAAGACGCAGAGAAUGGGGCCAGUAUCCGAAAUGGACAAUCGAAAUUCAGACGUCUAUGAAAAAUAUGUGUUUCUGUGAGGCACAUCAUGUAGACGUGCAUUUUAUUGAAAUGCAGACAUGCAUUUUAUUUAAAUGUCGUCUUCCCUGUACGCAUUUGUAUAUACUUCAUAAUCACAUAUAGUAUUUAAUAUUUGGAAUCAAAAUUAUGAUAUUAUGGGUCAAGCUUUAUGAUGUUGGAAACAUUAGUAUGUCCCAAAGUGGCACGCGAGUUGGGUUCGAUGGUUUAACGACACCCCAGCACGAAAAAUACUUCGGCUAUUGGGUGUCAAACUAUGGUAAAUGCAAACAUAAUGAGUGGGGUUGGAUGGAGAAUGCAAAUGUAUGUUACUUCCAUUGUCGUGGGGGGGGGGGGGGGGGGGAGGUCUUCAAUUUUAAUUAUCAUGUCAUGUCAGUGAUUACUUUUCUUCAGUAAUCUGCCAUUUGAUUUUGGUCUGUUUCAGUUGUGUGUCUUUCUCGUUAUGUUCACUGAACCCCACCCACAGAUGUAACCCUGUAACUGGUACAGCUGCGUAUCUACUUAUUUCUCAAUAGUUCGCGCUGUUUAAAGGCCCCCUCUUAAUUUGCAAUCAACCAUUCGCCAAAAAAAAGCUUAAAAUUCGAAGAAAUAUUUAAAAUAUAAAGUUAGGUAGUAUUAUUCUAGAAUGUUUUUCUUUUCUUCUUCUGUUGUUUUGCGGCUGACCUGAGCGAUUUGAAUAGUUUAAUUGUAUUGACAAACACAACAAUAUGAAUAUUCAUGGUCAUUUGUCGUAAUUAUAUACUAGUAUGUGCUAUUAAUAUCAGCCACUUUGGGACAUACAAGAAAGGAAAGUUUGUAGAACGUCACUCCAGCUCACUGUGUAAUCAGAGAGAAUGAUGUUUAUGAAAAAAACUUACGUCACUACAAAUAUACUGAACAAAACAUUUUUAUUGCCUAUCUUGACAUUGGCGUAACAUAAUACAUGGAAAGCACCCCCCUCAAUAACUUCCUAAAUUAUACAGCAAAUACAGAUAUAGUGAAAGUAAAUUAAAGUAAACAAACUAUUUGAAAACAAUGACACCAACAUAAAAGACGAAGGUGAAGGUUGACCUACUUGAAGUCCAACCGGUGUUAAUAUAAUUUUCACCACCGGUGUAAAGGAAUUAUGUUCCUCGUAUAUUUGCGUGACUACAGUUUGAAAAAAUAGCAUCUAUGCUGAUUCUAUACUGGUAUUAUUUAUAAUAAAUUAUUAUUUGUUUUCAUA